UACCAAUCAGACAAAAUGAUUCGUGCCACUGUUUUGCUUUGUGUCUUGGGAUUCGUAGUAGCUUCCCCACCAUUGGUGAAGAGCCGUGAAGAAAUACAGGCUUUUAGAAGUUAUUUAGAAAGCACUAAAUCUAGUGGCAAUGUCGCCAAAUUCUUGGUACGCAAUAAUGUAUCUCCGCGCGCCAAUAUCGAGGAAAACAGCGGCAAGUUCCAAGGUGACAUAGUCCUAGAUGAUACCCUGAUCGAAGAGAUGGUCCUGAACUACGCAACUGGACGUAACGCUUACAUCUGGCCUGACACUAAAUGGCCCGAAAAUACUGUGGUCUAUCAAUUCGGAGAGGGAGAAUUUGGUCCAUUACAGCAAGCAGCGAUUCUGGAAGGUAUAGAGGCCAUAGAGAACAAUACUUGUGUUAAAUUUCGAUACAGGAAUCCAGAAGACACCGUCUUUGUAAACCUAACGGGAUCCCCCGAUGGAUGCUACGCUCACGUCGGCUACUGGGAACCUCGCGGCGUCCAUACCAUGAACUUGGCUAGAAACUACCCAGGAGUUGGCUGCUUCCGUCACCCCACCAUUGUUCACGAAUUUAUGCACAUUCUCGGCUUCUUGCACAUGCACGCCACCUACAACCGGGAUGAAUACGUUCAAAUUGUUGAAGAAAACAUCAUAUCUGGUACAGAACACAACUUCUACAUCUAUGACCAAGAGCUAGUCAGUAACUUGGGAAUUGAGUACGACUACAUCAGCUGCUUGCACUACAGCGCAUAUGCUUUCUCCGCGAAUGGAGAGAAAACCAUCGUCGCCCUUAAGGAACACGAAGGUGUAAUGGGGCAGCGUGAGUUUGUUACUGACAAGGAUUGGCUCAGAAUCAACAGACAUUACAAUUGCCCUGGCGCUUGGGAUUAACACCAUAUCAAUAAAGAACUAAUUA
Messenger RNA from Leptidea sinapis, 928 nucleotides. Its product is annotated as astacin-like metalloprotease toxin 5. The record is from RefSeq and is a predicted model, not a curated record. Gene Ontology annotation, molecular function: zinc ion binding; metalloendopeptidase activity. Lineage: Eukaryota; Metazoa; Arthropoda; Insecta; Lepidoptera; Pieridae. Gene Ontology annotation, biological process: proteolysis. The coding region runs from base 16 to 903 and encodes 295 amino acids. The transcript has 6 exons.